CCCAUUUAUUUUUCUUCAUUUUUGAAGGUAUACAUGAAUUUUGAAACUCAAUCAUCAGAAAUGAUUCUGAAGGAGAAAUUAUCAGCUGCACUUGAAAACAUCAAAGAAAAAGAAUCAUUAGUAAACCAGCAUGCAAAAGUUGCAGAGGAAGCCAUAACAGGAUGGGAGAAGGCCGAAAGAGAAGCAUUUGUUCUUAAGCAAAGAUCAUCAUCCCUCGAAGAUAGAGUGAUCCAACUUGAUGGAGCACUAAAAGAAUGUCUAAGACAGCUACGUGAAGCCACGAGAAUCGAUCUCAAGCUCGAGCUUCAAGAAGAACUCGAGAUUCGAACUAUCGAGCGAGAUCUUAGCAUGCAAGAAGCCGAAACAGCUAGAAAACAACAUCUUGAAAGCGUAAAGAAAGUCACCGAACUUGAAUCCGAGUGCCAAAGGCUUAAAGAUUAUUCGGUUGGGAGAAAUCGGUUGUUUGAUCAUUCGGUUGAGAUUAUUAGUCUUAUGGACGAUUUCGUUGAAAUGGAGAGACUUCUAGGUUUACCCGAAGCCAAUGAAAACGAGAGGUUUUUCAAGACGGAAAUGAAGAUUUGGAAUCUUAAAACUCGACAAUCUAUGGAAAUCGAUGCGAAGUCUAUUGGUAAGGUGGAGGUUAAAAAGGAAAUUGAGCAUUCGAAAAUGAAAUAUGGGAUUGAGCUCGUAAACACGGAAAAUUUGAAAGGAGAUGUGAAAACGAAGAAGGAUAAGGAAAUGGAGAUCGCGGCUAGUAGGCUCGCAAAUUGUAUGGAAACAAUCGCGUCCAUUAAUCGACAACUUAAGUCCCUUGCUAAGUUUGAAGAGUUUUUAGUGGAUUCCGAAAAUCCUAUUAUUGAGAUUCCUAAAGAGAUGUUACAUGUCCAUUGAUCUCAAGUUGUAAUAU
Molecule: messenger RNA, 907 nt
Organism: Impatiens glandulifera
Lineage: Eukaryota; Viridiplantae; Streptophyta; Magnoliopsida; Ericales; Balsaminaceae
Product: filament-like plant protein 1
Exons: 1
Coding region: 34-891 (285 amino acids)
Source: RefSeq, a predicted model, not a curated record